AAGGACUGCUCACUGGAUCAUUGUUUCUUCCACAAAAAAAAAAAAAAAUGGCUACACAGUCAGAAGAGGAUCUCUCCUGUCCGAUCUGCCAUGACAUCUUUAAAGAUCCUGUUGUUCUGUCGUGCAGCCACAGCCUCUGUAAUGACUGCCUGAAGAAAUGCUCUGGAGACAAGGUGUGUCCGGUUUGUAAGAUAAGUCUUUUACCGAGUGAUCCACCUCGCAACUUGGCUUUAAAGAAACUGUGUGAGGCCUUCGUACUGGAAAGAGAUCAGAAAUCUUCCAUAAAAUCUGAGUCUCUCUGCAGUCUGCACUCUGAGAAACUAAAACUGUUCUGUCUGGAUGAUCAGCGGCCAGUCUGUGUCGUCUGUAGAGAUUCAAAAGCACACAGCGACCACAAAGUCAGACCCGCUGAUGAAGCUGCACAUGAUCACAGGAAGGAGCUACUGACACUCCUGGAGCCCGUACGGGAGAAACUGAAGAUGUUUGAACAAGUUAAAGAAGACUGCGAUCAAACAGCAAAUCACAUUAAGGUCCAGGCUCUGCAGACUGAGAGUCAGAUUAAGGAGCAGUUUAAGAAGCUUCACCAGUUUCUACAGGAGGAAGAGGAGGCCAGGAUCAAAGCUCUGAGGGAGGAAGAGAAGCAGAAGAGUCGGAUGAUGAAGGAGAAGAUUGAUGCUCUGAGCAGAGAGAUAGCAGCUCUUUCAGACACAAUCAGAGUCACAGAGAAGGAGCUGAAAGCUGAAGACGUCUCAUUCCUGCUCAACUACAAGGCUGCAGUGGAAGGAGUGCAGCGGCGCCCCCUAAUGGAUGAUCCAGAGCUGGUCUCAGGAGCUCUCAUAGAUGUGGCCAAACAUCUGGGCAACCUGACCUACAUCAUCUGGAAAAAGAUGAAGGAGAAGGUCUCCUACAGUCCUGUGAUUCUGGACCCAAACACUGCUCAUCCAGGCCUCGUCCUGUCUGAAGAUCUGACCAGUGUGAGAAAAGGGGAGAGACAGGAGCUUCCUAAAAACCCAGAGAGGUUUGAUGUUUUCAGCUCGGCGCUCGGCUCAGAGGGCUUUGACUCAGGGACUCACAGCUGGGACGUUGAGGUUGGAGACAGUGCAGCCUGGGUGCUUGGUGUGGCAGCAGAGUCUCUCCAAAAGAAGGGCGACACAGCCCUGCAGUCUGGAUUAUGGAGGUUAAUGUUCUACAAAGGUGAAUACAGAGCAUGCUCUCUGCCAGGUCCUGAUACAGUUCUGUCACUGAAGAAGAAGAAGUUCCAAAAGAUCAGAGUUCAUCUGGACUGGAAAUGGGGAAAGCUGUCGUUCUCUGAUCCCGACACUAACACACACAUACACACCAUCACACACACUUUCACUGAGAAGUUGUUUCCAUACUUUAACACAGACAAAGAACUGCCACUGAAGAUAUUACCAGUGAAGGAGACAGAGGACAAGGUGUAUAGGUGGUGGCCUUUUUUUUAAUGUGACUUCAGUAAACAAGUAGUCAGUUUGUCUUACUGGGUAUCAGGAUGUGAUUAAUGGUAAAGAAAACUGUAAUAAAUGAAGAUAUGUGUGUCUUAAUUUGUCAUCUUGACUUUAGGUUAAAUAUAACUUGUGGGAAGCUGUUGGCUGUGAUCUUGCACUGUUUCUGUUAUUAAAUCACAAACAACGAGACCUAACUGUGCACUUUAUAACUGUGUAGUAUUGAGAAUCAAGUGUAAUUUAGGACAUGAUUCAUCACACAUGUAGAUGUAACCAUCUCUAAUUUUGUGUCUAAUUUUCUAUUUAGAUUAUUAAACAGGCUUCUGUUACUUAUUCACUUUAUUACAUAUUGGAAUAACAGGAAAUAUACUUGAGUAUCUUCUGCUUUUUAACCUGCAAACAGUUUCAUUGUCCAUUGUCACUCAUUAGAUGUGACCAAACCCAAGUCACACAUUUAGGUAAGGUCUUACAGUCGAGGUACAGAACAUCAUUCUAACCUGUUUUAACUGGAUUAUAUGUACGAAUAUAAAGUCAGCGCACGCAUUCAGUCAUGAGCAUUGUGUCUUAGCAAAUGUCUGCCAUGUGGUUAUAAUGUCAAAUCUGUUGUCAUAAAUAAACUCUAUAACAGUAUGAAAUGUAACCUCAGUCUUCAAAUUUGAAAAUAAAGGUACUUGCCUAUUA
Molecule: messenger RNA, 2144 nt
Organism: Mugil cephalus (flathead mullet)
Lineage: Eukaryota; Metazoa; Chordata; Actinopteri; Mugiliformes; Mugilidae
Product: zinc-binding protein A33-like
Exons: 1
Coding region: 48-1463 (471 amino acids)
Molecular function (GO): protein binding; zinc ion binding
Source: RefSeq, a predicted model, not a curated record